This is a messenger RNA of Caenorhabditis sp. 36 PRJEB53466, 2064 nucleotides long. NCBI's taxonomy places the organism in Eukaryota, Metazoa, Nematoda, Chromadorea, Rhabditida, Rhabditidae. The record is from the annotation of a GenBank genome assembly.
AUGAGUGACGAUCUGUUCAAAGAGGUUUGAGAAACUGUCAUAGACGCUUGCCAUGUUAUUGUGUACUGUUAAGGCGAGAAAGGAGAGAGACGACUUCGAAGAAUUGAUGAAUGCCUGCGACUUGGCCAAGAUGUCCGUCAAAAACAAUGAAGUGAGUCAGAGAGCCGAGAGAAAAACGUUGUUGCGUGGGUGAUCGCAAUUGCGAAAUCGGUUUUCUAGAUGGUCCAUGGUCUCCAGAGUUUCGGAAUCGACAGUGAAGGUGAUAAUCAGAAGGAAAUCAUGAAGGUGGUCGCACCAACAGUCGAAGCAUAUGUGGGUGUACUACUCGGGGUCUAACUAGAUGAUAUUAAGAAUGUAUUACAGGUUGGAAGCUCAAGUGCUCCAACUCACACAAAAUCCCAUGGAGGAGCUCUGGAUGGAAGUGAUCAGCAGGUUAGUUUCUUUUGCAAUUUUGUGUUUGGUUUUGCUUUGCUUUGCUUUGCAAAGGCUGCAAAAAGCUCCCUCCAAUUAAAUAGGAGUGGAUCCAAGUUCUUAAAUGAAUAGAGCUAGAAUACAUAGUUAAAGUAAAAGAGCGUCCUUAAUGAUGAUUCUAAAUUUAGCCAUGUGUCGAAGUAACCAUGUCCUGUUCAUUUGUUGGCAAAGAAAGCUCAGCCGGAUGCUAAAUUUUGUUGUUCUCUGUGACUUUAUUAUCUUACACUAACUAGAUUUAAACCCUUCUCCCUCUCGCUUCUGCUUCUGCUUCAUCUUCUUCCUCUUCUUCUUCUUCUUUCUCUUCUCAAACCAAUUCUCUUCCAAGCUAAUCAUUCACAUGGGUAUUGUUGACUUACUCUCGUUUGUGAAUAAAAGUUUUGUUAUUGCUGUUGAAGUUGCCGUCCUCAUCAGUACUUCUCGUACUGAACGUGCGGAAUAAAGAAGUGAACAUUUGAGCUUGGCCAGUAGAAAUUGGGUGGAAUAGAAGAAAAGGGAAGGAAAAAAUGGAGAGAGAGGAAGAAGAAGGGAAGGCGUCAAGGCGUCAAAGGCAGCUCUUUCAGCGAUCAAGGAGAGUGAUUUUUGCAGGAAGUGCGCGAAAGCGGCACAAGCGUGCAAAAGGACGACAACGGAUUCGUGUUCUACAAAUGCCGCUUCUGCGGAAUCACGUUCAAUUUCAUGAACACUUUGCGUGCCCAUGAAAGAAUACACGAUGUUUCCCAGGUGACUCAGCGACUAUCGACAUAUUUCAAGCAGUUCGUUUACAGCCAUACGUGUGUGGAAAGUGCGGAGAGUCGUUCGAAUUCGCAUGUCAACUCGAGUACCACUCCGCGCAGCAUUCAGAAGUUGAUGGAUUCAAGUGCGACUGCGGAAGGACGUUCUUUUCGUACACCGAAAUGCUCUAUCACAAGCACACUGACGAUCCUAUCGAUCUAAUAGGUGCUCCAGAGGUAGGCACAGUCCCACGACACUUCCACACUUCCUAAGGCCUGUUUGUUAUCAGUUUCACUCAAACAAACACAAAAUUUUGAAACCAGCGAAACGUCGGUCGCGCCGCGCCCAUCCCCUAUAUAAACAAACGCGUGACACUCCAUUUCGGGCCUGCCGGCUCUUUAGAGAAGUAUCUGGUGGAAGGCGUCGCAUAAAUCGGUCUGUGAGCCGUGGCGACGUCAUCAAAAGAGUUGGAGGUUAAAAAAAAAAAGUUGCAGCAAAUGCGACAAAAAUUUUUUGAUUUUCCUGUGAGUGUAUGUAUAAUAUUUUCAGACUACUACAGUGAUGGUGAACAAGAAGAAGAUCAUUCCAGUUAGUGUGCAGGACCUUCCGCAGCCUGCCUAUGCGACGGAAGGAUACGAGCCGAAGCACCCGCUCCGUGUGUACAGCGACGUCCGCUCGAAACCGUACAUAUGUGAAUACUGCUCGAAAAGCUACUCGGACAGUCGCGGACUCGCCUAUCACAUGUACAGUCAUCGCGGAGAGAGACAGUUUAAUCCACGUGCUUCACGGUACAUGAUGGGCCGCGAAGGCGUCGGAUACACCGACUCCAGAAGUUAUUAUCUGUUUCCGAGGACAAGCGGUUACGUGAAUCCUCGAUUCUGA